AUGACGAUCAGUAUCGCUUCGUCGGCGCAAUGGCGCCAAAUUCUGAGCUCCCACGCCAUUGUCAUUGCUGACUUCUACGCCGACUGGUGCGGCCCCUGCAAGAUGAUCGCCCCGACCUUCGAAUCCCUCUCAACCAAGUACUCCAAGCCCAACAAGAUCGCCUUCUGCAAGGUCAACGUCGACAGCCAGCAGGACGUCGCCCAGCAGCACGGCGUGCGCGCCAUGCCGACCUUCCUCGUGCUGCGCAACGGGACUGUCAUUGAGACCAUCCAGGGCGCCAACCCCCCCGCCCUGACAGCCGCCGUCGAGAAGGCGGUCAAGCUCGCGGUCCCUGGCGGGAACUCGACGUUCUCAGGCGCAGGGCAGAGGCUUGGUGGUAGCGGAGUUGGCACGCGGAGGACGACGGUUGGGAGGUCUGCUGGGUGGGAUUUGAAAGGGUUUUUGGAGGCCGUGGUUGCCUUCUUUGGGCUGUAUUUCUAUUCCUUUUUCUCGCUCGAUCCCUACAAGGCGGCCGAGAACUCGCCAUUCAACAGGAACAACCCUCCGCCGAGGGUACAGCCGGGGAGUGGAGCGAAACCAGCGGCCCGUCCUGGGUUCAAGACGCUGGCUGACUUGGGCAGCUCAUGA
This is a messenger RNA of Parathielavia appendiculata, 627 nucleotides long. RefSeq names its product thioredoxin. The record is from RefSeq and is a predicted model, not a curated record. Gene Ontology annotation, cellular component: cytosol. Gene Ontology annotation, molecular function: protein-disulfide reductase activity. The transcript has 3 exons. Bases 1 to 627 code for a protein of 208 amino acids. NCBI's taxonomy places the organism in Eukaryota, Fungi, Ascomycota, Sordariomycetes, Sordariales, Chaetomiaceae.